This is a messenger RNA of Parnassius apollo (apollo), 705 nucleotides long. Lineage: Eukaryota; Metazoa; Arthropoda; Insecta; Lepidoptera; Papilionidae. The record is from the annotation of a GenBank genome assembly.
AUGACAAGCAAAACAAAUUUUAUUGUAAAUAAUGGUGAAAAAGUAGUGCACGACGAUGUACCAGAAAAAAAGAAGUCAAAAAUAACUAUUCUCUCAGAAAUUAGAAUACUGCCUAAAACAGACAAAAAUAAAAAAGCACAAACGACAAGGAAAGAAGAAGGAAAAGCUGGACCAUCUGGUAUUACGAUAAAAAGAGAAUUACAAAACGCUGGACCAUCUGUUUUAAAUACUCAUUUGAAAAAAGAUGUCAAAAGGAAGAGCAUAAGAACCAAAAACCUCCAAGAUAAUUCUUCGGAUUCGAACUCUGACUGCUGUGUACAGUAUGUAGAUUCUUCGGAUUAUGAUUCAAUUGAAGACAUGCAGGAUUACUUAUUGAGACAACUGAUAGAAGAUCAGAAAAUGGAUGAAAAGGAACAAGUUGAACAAAUGACCUAUUUGGAAACGAAAGGACAUGAGACAGAAAGCUUGAGAACAGAAAGUGAUGUAUGGAUAAAAAACGAGAUGUUAAAUGACAAGGAGAAAGAAAAAUGUGGAAAACAGGAAAUAGAGGAACAAAUGAAAGAAUUGGAAACAAAAGGACACGAGAAAGAAAACUUAAGGAUAGAAAGUGAUGAAAGGAACGGACAGAAUGUGGAAAAACAGAUGGUAAAUGAAUAUAAAAUAGAAAACGAUGGAAAAAAAAGGACUGAAGAUAAAACGACCUAG